CACUCGGUUUCUUCUUAACCUUCCAUGUGGUCACUGCAGCUUCUUCCCCCUUUCCUCCUCAACUGAAGAACACACAUUCUCUCUUCUCUACACUUCGAAAUUUGUGCUUAAGAUUCUACAUCUUUUCUACUCAUAGAAUCGAAUCUAGCAACUACUAUCAAGCUUGACUCCAAGAUCUUUACUUUAAACAUUCUCGAUGGUUUCCGAAUCAUGGUUUCAUAGCAUCUGGAAACCUUCAAAGAACCACAACCAUGGUCCAGAAAAGGCACGAAUUGGAGUGUUGGUGUUUGAAGUAGCAAGUGUAAUGUCCAAGCUUGUUCAUCAAUGGAACUCCCUUACAGAUAAACAAGUCAUGAAGUUAAGAGAAGAGAUCAGCAACUCAGUAGGCAUCAAAAAGCUCAUAUCAGAAGACGAUGAUCAUGUAGUAGACUUAAUCUGCACCGAAAUGCUUCACAACUUAGAAAACAUUGCAAAAGUUGUAACAAGACUCUCAAAGAAAUGCAAAGAUCCCCUUCUAAUUUGCUUUGAACGUGCAUACGAUGAUUUGAUCAAACAUGGUGUUGAUCAAUACCAAUGGCAAGUUUCUUGGAAGAAGAUGAACACAAAAGUGAAAAAGAUGGAAACUUUCAUCAUGGUUAAUGCAAAUCUAUAUCAAGAAAUGGAAACCCUAACUGAGCUUGAACAAAUGUUGAAGAGAAUGAAGAACAACGAAGAUCAUGACACCAUAAUUGUAGCUGAAUACACAAAGAAGGUGACAUUGAAGCAGAAACAAGUGAGGCGUUUGAAAGAGAUCUCAUUAUGGAACAGGACAUACGACUAUGUUGUCCUCCUUCUUGCAAGAUCUAUUUUCACCAUUUUUGCUAGAAUUGGACACGUAUUUGGAAUCACUCAUGUCUUACCUCAAAUUGAAGAAAGUAUGGUGAUAGAUUCUUCACGCAAUCAAUCCGUAUCUGGGUUUCUUGAAUCUUCAGUUACAAUGUUCAAUUCAGGUCCCUUGGGUAACAUUAAUGCCAAAUCCGGCCCGAUUUCAAAAUUCUACUCGGGCCCACUUGGUAAACAAAGAAACACAAGUUAUUUUUCAGGAACAAUCGCGAAUCCAACAUCAUCAAAAUCAGGUCCUUUGACUCGAGCUGCUAAAUCCGGGCUAAAAUGGUGGAAUAAUUCAUCAAAGAUCCAUGGAAAAAGCAUCACCCCUAAUCUUUCAAGUACUAAUUCAAAGACCCACAAUCAAGUUUCAAGAUUUUCUAGCAAAAAGCAAAAACCCCAAAUUGCCCCUCCUCCUCCAGAAACCCUUGGUGCUGUUGCUUUAGCUUUACACUAUGCGAAUGUGAUUAUAGUACUUGAGAAAUUAGUAGCAUCACCUCAUUUGAUUGGGCAUGAUGCAAGAGAUGAUUUAUACAACAUGUUGCCUAAAACAGUGAGAAAUGGUUUAAGGGGAAGGUUAAAACCAUAUGCAAAAAGUAUGGGUUCUUGUGUUUAUGAUAAUGAUCUUGCAGAAGAAUGGAGUGAGGCUAUGUUGGGAAUUUUGGAUUGGUUAUCACCACUUGCUCAUAAUAUGAUAAGAUGGCAAAGUGAAAGAAGUUUUGAGCAUCAAAAUUUGCUUUCUAGAACCAAUGUUCUUUUAGUGCAAACUGUUUACUAUGCAAAUCAAGAAAAGAUUGAAGCUAUGAUUGUUGAGCUUUUGGUGGGGCUUAAUUAUAUAUGGAGGUUUAGUAGGGAAGUUAAUGCAAAAAGUUUGGAGUGUGAGAAUGGUGUUGAUGACUGAUGAUUAGGGUACACUCUUUACAAUACAAGUUCAUAAUUUUCUGUUUGAAAGCCAUAUAUAUGUGUUAUUGGCUUCUUGUUAGGUGGUCGUAAUAGGGUAGAUUUAUAUAUAUACACUUAACUGUGAAAUUAUAAGGUUUUUACUAUAGAUAUAAGAUGUUUGAGAACUGAGGUUGAUGUGGUUUUGGACAUCUAAUAAUAUUCUGUCUUGAACUAAAUGUAUAGAGGUAUGAUCUAUAAUAGUAUUGUGUAACCCUUUUCUAUAA
Messenger RNA from Lactuca sativa (garden lettuce), 2030 nucleotides. Its product is annotated as protein PSK SIMULATOR 1. NCBI's taxonomy places the organism in Eukaryota, Viridiplantae, Streptophyta, Magnoliopsida, Asterales, Asteraceae. The record is from RefSeq and is a predicted model, not a curated record. Gene Ontology annotation, biological process: positive regulation of growth.